Panicum hallii is the source of this 1604-nucleotide messenger RNA. Its product is annotated as transcription factor TEOSINTE BRANCHED 1-like. The transcript has a single exon. The coding region runs from base 365 to 1471 and encodes 368 amino acids. Gene Ontology annotation, cellular component: nucleus. The record is from RefSeq and is a predicted model, not a curated record. Gene Ontology annotation, molecular function: sequence-specific DNA binding; DNA-binding transcription factor activity. Gene Ontology annotation, biological process: regulation of secondary shoot formation. NCBI's taxonomy places the organism in Eukaryota, Viridiplantae, Streptophyta, Magnoliopsida, Poales, Poaceae.
UGCCAAGGUUCUCCUAAGCACAAUUCUCUUGCUUGUUGGUCUCCUACACAGGCUAUGCACAUGAGCCCAUGCCUCCUCCUCCAGUCCUCCUCACUCUCUCUCUUUCUCUGUCUGCAGUUGCAUACUUGCAUAGAGAUGAGAUGAUCUGAUCACCUAGCUAGACCUCUCUCCUCUCUCUCACCUGUCUGAAGCACAAGCCUAGACCUUAUGCAUGGCCGGACACAUCUGAUCAUAGGCCACACUCCUCCUGCCGCUCUCUCUCACACUCACGCUCACAGAGAUCGACACACACUGCUCUUGGUGCCAGGACCUAGCGGGGAGGGGAGAGGCAUCAGGGGGCCUUGGAGUCCCAUCAGUAAAGCACAUGUUUCCUUUCUGUGAUUCCUCGAGCCCCAUGGACUUACCGCUUUACCAACAGCUGCAGCUCAGCCCGCCUUCCCCAAAGCCGGACCAAUCCAGCAGCUUCUUCUACUACCCAUGCUCCCCUCCCUUCGCCGCCGCCGCCGCCGACGCCAGCUUCCACCUCAGCUACCAGCUCGGUAGCGCCGCCGCAGCGGCCACCCCGCCACAAGCCGUGAUCGACUCGCCGGAGCUGCCGGCGCAGCCGCUGAUGGAGCAGGCGCCGGCGCCGGCAUCAGAGCUGGACGCCGCCUGCGCCAAUGCACAAGGCGCCGGCGUCAGCCUCGACAGGGCCUCCGCGGUCGCGAGGAAAGACCGGCACAGCAAGAUAUGCACCGCCGGCGGGAUGAGGGACCGCCGGAUGCGGCUCUCCCUCGACGUCGCCCGCAAGUUCUUCGCGCUCCAGGACAUGCUUGGCUUCGACAAGGCCAGCAAGACGGUGCAAUGGCUCCUCAACACGUCCAAGGCCGCCAUCCAGGAGAUCAUGACCGACGACGCGUCGUCGGAGUGCGCGGAGGACGGCUCCAGCAGCCUCUCCGUCGACGGCAAGCCCAACCCGGUGGAGCUGGGACUGGGAGGAGGAGAUCAGCAGCCGAAGUGUAACGACCGCAGCGAGGGGAAGAAGCCGGCCAAGGCAAGAAAGGCGGCGACCGCCCCAAAGCCACCAAGAAAAUCGGGCAAUGCACACCCAGUCCCCGACAAGGAGACGAGGGCCAAGGCGAGGGAGAGGGCGAGGGAGCGGACGAAGGAGAAGCACCGGAUGCGGUGGGUGAAGCUUGCAUCAGCAAUUGACGUGGAGGCGGCGGCUGCCUCGGUGGCGAGGGACAGGCCGAGCUCGAACAAUUUGAACCACCACUCAUCGUCGAACAUGGCGUGUGGUGCUGCUGAAUUGGAGGAGAGGUGCUCAUCAACCCUCAACAAUGGAGGAACCAGGAUGCAAGAAAUCACAGGGGCGAGCGACGUGAUCCUAGCCUUCGGCAAUGGAGGAUACGGCGCCGCCGGCAACUACUACUGCCAAGAACAAUGGGACCUUGGUGGAGUCGUCUUUCAGCAGAACUCGCGCUUCUACUGAACAUGGGCACUAGGUACUAGUACUCUUCCAAUCCAACUUACAUAUAUCCUUGCCCCUCCCAUGAACUUAUUCCCAAUAAUUUCUUGUUUUAAUUAAUUCGUGUGUAUUUUUCUUCCUAGCCUUCGUAAUUGAC